AGUUGAACACAGUGUGACCAAGUGAAAAGUGUCCGGUUUCGGAAGUGCCUUGUCCUGACCUGCUCCGAAGACCAUGGCAGUCUCCUUACGGGCAAGAGGAAAUGGAACCAGUCGAACACAUGGAGAAGGACUCUGGGGCCUUCUCUCCCUUCUCCUCUUCCAGAAUGUGGCCGCCAAGAUCCGGAUCACGCCGACGCAACACGACUUCCGCGUUGUCGAGGGAGCCAACUUUAGCAUCGCGGCUGACUUUGAGAUGGACCCGGGAGACACCGUCGCUUCGGCGUCCUGGAUUAAAAUGAACGGGAGGAAUCAGAUAAUUGUCGAUUGUUCGCCGGACCAGGUUGUGACAGUAGCCUACUCCACGUACCGGGGACGGGGAAGGUGCACAAUGCAGGCAGACGUUAUAGCAUUAACACUGACCGAACUCACGCCAAACGACGCCGGAGUUUAUGAGCUCAAGAUGGUCUCAGAGAACGGUGACAUCAGCACAGAGCAAUUCAUGGGGAAACUCUAUGAGCCCGUUUCCAAUCUCAGCAUCCAAGGCCGCCUGGACCGAGGGGCCACCCUUAUUCUGACGUGCAAGGUCGCAGCCGGGACGGACCCGAUAUUUAACUGGGCCCUGAGCAACGGGGCUGUAGACAACAGCAGCAAGUAUAUAAUGUCGGCAAACCGCAGCGUCCUGACCGUAUCUGAGUUGGAGUCUUCCGACUGCCGCGUGUACAGGUGCCUCGUUAGAAACGAUGUCAAUGACAAGGAGGCGCAUUUCAACGUUUCCGAAUCGGACAGCUUUCAGUUCUGCAGAGAAAACAAAUGUUACAUUGCCCUGGUGGUGAUUGGCAUCUUGUUACUGCCUUUCGUUGGUUAUUUGGUGCUCAAGGGUGUCGAACGCUGCAGGAAGAAUCGGCAGAGAGACGGGUCAUCACCGGCGGAACGCUAUCGACUGUCGACCGUGGGAGGGAGCGACAAUUCGACCGAUCCCCCGGAAGGGGGUGGCGAGUAGAAUCUAAUGGGAAGGGCCAUUGAUGCGUGGUUUUCAGAAGCCUUUGCUCAUCGUUUUGCUUCGUGACUUGCUGAACUGAACUGGUUUGCCAUCGUAAAACUUUGAGAACUGUUCCAAGACUUGGCGGUUUGAG
Pristis pectinata (smalltooth sawfish) is the source of this 1133-nucleotide messenger RNA. RefSeq lists its product as uncharacterized. The record is from RefSeq and is a predicted model, not a curated record. NCBI's taxonomy places the organism in Eukaryota, Metazoa, Chordata, Chondrichthyes, Rhinopristiformes, Pristidae. The transcript is spliced from 6 exons. The coding region runs from base 74 to 1000 and encodes 308 amino acids.